AUGGAUAGUCUGGUUGGGGAUGGAGCAAAUGCAAAGCAAAAUGUGCCCCUUUCAUCAACUGGUAUUAAAACGUUCCUAGCUGGAAUGGUCAGGAUCAGGCCACCCAUUAGUAAAAAUGAUACGUUCUGGCCAACCGUAUCAUUUCUCCUGAUGAGUGGCCCAAUCCUGACCAUUCCAGCUACGAACAUUUUUAUACAAGUUGAUGAAAGGGGCACGUUUCGCUUUGCAUUUGCUCCAUCCCCAACCGGACUAUCCAUCAUAGGGAACAUCGAGCAAGAAGGCCUCCAGAUUUCCAUUGACGGCUCAAAUGGUUUUGUGCAUUUUGGCCGCAAUAUUUGUUAA
Molecule: messenger RNA, 342 nt
Organism: Ipomoea nil (Japanese morning glory)
Lineage: Eukaryota; Viridiplantae; Streptophyta; Magnoliopsida; Solanales; Convolvulaceae
Product: protein ASPARTIC PROTEASE IN GUARD CELL 2-like
Exons: 2
Coding region: 1-342 (113 amino acids)
Source: RefSeq, a predicted model, not a curated record